AUGCUCGAUACCCUUCCGGUCAUAGAAAAGGUGGUUGACACAUCGCCUUCAAGCUUCACAAGUAUUUCGACAGACCAUGAACGGUCCCCAUGGCCAACUGAUUUGACCGAAUCAGCCGAAGGAAUUCAGCCCGAGGUGUCCACUACAAGGCCUCAACCUUUGAGUGAGAACGACCUGGCUGUUCGAUUGAAGCAAGCCGCCGAAAGAAGAAUCGAUGACCAAGGUGAUAGAUUCGCUCUCCCGCAAUUUCGCCAAUUGUCUAUGGACUCCGAAUGGGCUCAAGAGCUCGCGAACACAUUAUCAGCUUCGCAACGGCGAUUGACUGAUGCUGAGACGAUGGGAGAUUCUGCUCGUGCUCUUCGGGAUCGGCUUACUCAAAUUUUCGAAUAUCAAGCCAAGAUAAAAGAGUCUAUGCAGGUCGGGGGUUUCACCGAGAAUCUACCUGAAGAGGCUCUGAAUUUGAUUCGCAGCGGGAAGAAUGGGAUUUUGAAAGGUUAUAUCGUCGCGAUCCCCGACGAUUCCAAGACCAAGGGUGGAACGCUCACUCUAUCGGAAAUCCUUGGUGGUAACAACUCUUCGUCGAGACACCCACUCGCGAUCGAGCUGAUGAACUACGCAUCGACUGAUGCUCACAAAGGUCAGAAGACCAGCGUUCGAGAGAUCAUCCUUUCCCUGGCGCAUGAUCAUGAAUUGACUGAUUUCCGAGCAGAAUGUAUCGAUGCGAUCGAUUAUAGCAUUGAUAAAGACAUGGCUUCAGAGCUCCAAAGUCUUGCGGAUGACAUAAAGAGGGCAACAAAACAUCUCGACGAGAGACUGGGGGAAAGCCUCCGAACGGCUAUUAAAGAGAAUCGACCGGAUUCAGUAGCUGAUACCUUGAACUAUGUGUCCAGUAACGUCAGAUCAUUACGACGCGUGGACUGUUCUGCUUUGAAAAGUGUCGGGUAUAAUUUGAUUGAGUUGUCGAAACUUUUUCAAACGCUACAAGACCGAGCCAAGGAUAUGGGUAUCAAGGAGUAG
Messenger RNA from Kwoniella mangroviensis CBS 8507, 1017 nucleotides. RefSeq lists its product as uncharacterized. The coding region runs from base 1 to 1017 and encodes 338 amino acids. The transcript is spliced from 2 exons. Lineage: Eukaryota; Fungi; Basidiomycota; Tremellomycetes; Tremellales; Cryptococcaceae. The record is from RefSeq and is a predicted model, not a curated record.